GGGAGGGAGGGGAGUGGAGCGGAGCGGGCAGCGCCGAUCGUUCCGUGGCCGUGCGUGUGUGUGUGUGAGAGAGAGUGCGGGCGGGGGUGUGCGUGCGUGGAGAGCCGGCUGUAUAUAGAGGAUGUGCCGCUCCAUGGCUCGCCCCGGCCGCUGCCGCGCCAGGGCUCUCUUCGGGCUCCAGUGAAGCCUCUCGCCUUCGCCGCCGCUUGGGAAGUCUCUUCCCCGCCCGCUCCAGGAGCGACGAGCGCGGCUGCCGGCCUCUCUCCUGGGGCUGUUUCCGGCGCUCCGGCGUCCCUCUUGAGGUGGCCGCCUCCCGCGGCUUCUCCGCUCCGGGGGAGAGGGCGUCAAUGCGGUGCAAAUGGCCGGGGCACAGCCAGGGGUGCACGCUCUCCAGCUCAAGCCCGUCUGCGUCUCCGACACCCUGAAAAAAGGCAUCAAAUUCGUCAAGUGGGACGAUGACUCCACCGUCGUGACUCCGAUUAUUCUAAGAACAGACCCACAGGGAUUUUUCUUUUACUGGACAGAUCAAAAUAAGGAGACUGAGCUGCUAGAUAUCAGCCUUGUCAAAGAUGCCAGAUGUGGAAAACAUGCCAGAGCUCCCAAGGAUCCAAAACUACGUGAACUGUUGGAUGCUGGCAACAUUGGAGGUCGACUGGAAAAUCGAAUGAUAACUGUUGUCUAUGGACCAGACUUAGUCAAUAUAUCGUACUUGAACUUGGUGGCAUUCCAAGAGGACAUAGCAAAGGAAUGGUCAGAUGAAGUGUUCAGUUUGGCAACAAAUUUGUUGGCACAGAACAUGUCAAGGGACGCAUUUCUGGAAAAAGCUUACACUAAACUGAAGUUGCAGGUGACUCCAGAAGGACGUAUUCCUCUGAAGAACAUAUACCGCUUGUUUUCCGCUGACAGAAAACGGGUAGAGACUGCAUUAGAAGCUUGUAAUCUCCCAUCUUCCAGGAAUGAUUCCAUCCCUCAAGAUGACUUCACCCCAGAUGUGUAUAGGGUGUUCUUAAACAACCUCUGCCCUCGGCCUGAGAUCGACCACAUCUUUUCUGAGUUUGGUGCAAAGAGCAAACCGUACCUUACUGUUGAUCAGAUGAUGGAAUUUAUAAAUUUUAAGCAACGUGAUCCACGAUUAAAUGAAAUCCUUUAUCCACCAUUAAAACAAGAACAAGUUCAACAACUGAUUGAAAAAUAUGAACCCAACAGUAAUCUAGCAAAGAAAGGACAGAUAUCAGUGGAUGGAUUUAUGCGAUACCUGAGUGGAGAAGAAAACGGCGUGGUCCCACCUGAGAAACUGGAUUUAAAUGAAGAUAUGUCUCAGCCACUGUCACACUAUUUCAUCAAUUCCUCACACAACACCUACCUCACAGCUGGACAGCUGGCGGGUAACUCAUCAGUGGAGAUGUAUCGGCAAGUGCUUUUGUCAGGCUGCCGCUGUGUGGAGCUGGACUGCUGGAAAGGGAGAACAGCUGAAGAAGAGCCAGUCAUUACACAUGGAUUCACUAUGACAACAGAAAUAUCCUUCAAGGAAGUAAUAGAAGCUAUUGCUGAAUGUGCAUUUAAGACAUCACCCUUUCCAAUCCUCCUUUCCUUUGAAAAUCAUGUGGAUUCCCCUAAACAACAGGCAAAAAUGGCAGAGUACUGCAGAUUGAUAUUUGGAGAUGCACUGCUGAUGGAUCCAUUGGAAAAAUACCCGCUUGAACCUGGGGUUCCUCUUCCAAGCCCUAUGGAUUUAAUGUACAAAAUUCUGGUGAAGAAUAAAAAGAAGUCACAUAAGUCUGCAGAUGGAAGUGCAAAAAAGAAGCUCUCAGAGCAGGCUUCCAACACAUGCAGUGAUACAUCUAGUAUGUUUGAACCUUCCUCUCCUGGAGCAGGAGAAGCAGAGAUUGAGAGCGAUGAUGAUGAUGACUAUGAUGAUGACUGUAAAAAGUCGUCGAUGGAUGAAGGUACUGCUGGAAGUGAGGCUAUGGCCACAGAAGAGAUGUCUAACCUGGUUAACUACAUUCAACCUGUGAAAUUUGAGUCAUUUGAAGUAUCAAAAAAACGCAACAAAAGUUUUGAAAUGUCUUCCUUUGUGGAAACCAAAGGGCUUGAGCAACUGACGAAGUCCCCUGUGGAAUUUGUGGAAUACAACAAAAUGCAGCUAAGCCGAAUUUACCCAAAAGGAACACGUGUAGAUUCUUCAAACUACAUGCCACAAGUGUUCUGGAAUGCUGGCUGCCAGAUGGUUGCUCUUAACUUCCAAACUGUAGAUUUGUCUAUGCAAAUAAACAUGGGAAUGUAUGAGUACAAUGGCAAAAGCGGUUACAGGUUAAAGCCAGAAUUCAUGAGAAGACCAGACAAACACUUUGAUCCAUUUACUGAAGGUAUAGUGGAUGGAAUAGUAGCUAACACCUUGUCUGUCAAGAUAAUUUCAGGUCAGUUCCUUUCUGAUAAAAAAGUUGGUACCUAUGUGGAAGUUGACAUGUUUGGCCUGCCUGUGGAUACAAGAAGGAAAGCUUUGAAGACCAAGACCUCUCAAGGCAAUGCAGUUAAUCCUGUCUGGGAAGAGGAAGCCAUAGUGUUUAAGAAGGUUGUUUUACCUUCCUUGGCAUGUCUGAGGUUAGCAGUGUAUGAAGAAGGAGGGAAAUUUAUUGGUCAUCGGAUAUUACCAGUCUCAGCAAUUCGACCAGGCUAUCAUUACAUCUGUUUGAGGAAUGAGAGGAACCAGCCUUUAACACUGCCAGCUCUCUUUGUGUACAUAGAGGUCAAAGACUACGUACCUGACACUUAUGCAGAUGUGAUUGAGGCCUUAUCCAAUCCAAUCAGAUAUGUAAACUUGAUGGAGCAGAGAGCUAAGCAACUGGCUGCACUGACUCUGGAAGACGAAGAGGAGGUAAAGAAGGAGACUGACCAUGGAGAUGCACCCUCUGAAGCUAACAGUGAACCUAGGCCUACACCAGCAGAAAAUGGAGUGAAUUACACUGCUUCUCUUACACCGAAACCAGCAACUCAGGUUGUCCAUAGCCAACCAGCACCAGGUUCGGUGAAAGCACCUGCAAAGACAGAAGAUCUUAUUCAGAGUGUCCUCACAGAAGUGGAAGCACAGACUAUUGAGGAGCUAAAACAGCAGAAGUCUUUUGUUAAGCUUCAGAAGAAGCAUUACAAGGAAAUGAAGGACCUUGUAAAGAGGCACCACAAGAAAACCACUGACCUUAUCAAAGAGCACACUGCAAAGUAUAAUGAAAUCCAAAAUGACUACCUGCGACGGAGAGCAGUUUUAGAAAAAACAGCAAAAAGAGACAGUAAGAAAAGAUCUGAAACGGGCAGCCCAGACCACAGUUCUUCAACUAUUGAACAGGAAUUAGCUGCUCUGGACUCUGAAAUGACCCAGAAGUUAGUCGAGCUGAAGGAGAAGCAACAGCAGCAGCUGCUGAAUCUCCGACAGGAGCAGUAUUACAGUGAAAAGUACCAGAAACGAGAGCAUAUUAAGCUGCUUAUUCAGAAGUUGACAGAUGUAGCAGAGGAGUGUCAGAACAGCCAGCUAAAGAAACUGAAAGAAACAUGUGAAAAAGAAAAGAAAGAGUUGAAGAAAAAAAUGGACAAGAAGAGGCAGGAGAAGAUCACAGAAGCCAAGUCGAAGGAUAAAAAUCAAAUGGAAGAAGAGAAGACUGAAAUGAUUCGAUCAUAUAUCCAGGAAGUGGUACAGUACAUAAAACGGCUAGAAGAUGCUCAGAGUAAAAGACAGGAGAAGCUUGUAGAAAAACACAAGGAGAUUCGUCAGCAAAUACUGGAUGAAAAGCCUAAGAGCAUAGAAGAACAAGAAGUAGAGGAAAAACAGAAGUAGAAAUGGAAUAUGAGACUAUAGUGAAAUUGCAGGUGGAACUUGAUCAGGAAUAUCAAGACAAAUUCAAAAGACUGCCUUUGGAAAUCCUGGAGUUUGUACAGGAAGCCAUGAAAGGGAAAAUCAGCGAAGAUGGAGACCACAGUUCUGCCCCCCCUUCCCUGGCAUCUGACAGUGGAAAAUCAAACCAUAAACCUCUGCAAAGUGAAGAGGAAUUGGAAGAAGAUAAUCCAGAAAAAGUCUUUGAUACUACUUUUUAACUGCCCAAGCAACAACCUGUGUGCCAGGGUGCAUAGCUCUCCAGCUGCCCAUCUGCUUUCCUGAUGUGAGCUGCCACUGAAGCUCUCUGGGAUGCAGGAGGAAUCUGCAUUCAAGUGCACAUUUCCCAAAAGGAACAUUUUAUAAAAAGUAUUGUGCAAAGGUCUUCAUUUGCACUCUUCAUCUUAUUAUUAUUCUAAAGCUUAGUGCAGUUGUAAUGGGAAAAUUAAUAUGUUAACCAACCCCUCUCUUUUUUUUUUUUCCUUUUUAGUUUUCUUCUGGCCAAUUUACAACGGGUAAUUUUCUGGCCAUGUUCACUGUUAAGAAUGUUUAAUGAAGACCAGUGUAUUGUACAGAGACAAAUGAGUGCAGAUUUCCUUUUGAAGUGCCAGUGCAAAGUGCUCCAAACUAAUACAGAAUAGAGAAUAUUAUAACAGUACUUAAUCCUAUUUGUUUCCUUCUUUAUAACUGCACCUUGACAGCUGUACCAUCAUUUUACAUUUGCACUGAAUCAUUUAAUCCUUUUUAGCUUGGCAAGCACUGGUGGCUUGCUGUCUUAAUAUUAUGUUUAUCACAUGGGAAAAAAUAUAUUUGCUGCUGAAAAUUCUUGGAACUGGGGGGACAAGAGGAAAAAAAGCAAAGAACUCUGCCUGGAUAUUGUUGGUGUCUGUGUACGUCUGCAUUUGUUACACUACGUGAGUGCAUAUGUUUGUGUAUGUGUGUGUACAUAUAUAUAUAUAUAUGCACACACAUCUGUCUAUAUACACAGCAUGUUUCUCUUUGAAGUUGGUGUGAUCUCUUGGCCAGAUGAAAUGUUUCAGGGAUACGUAAAUAGAAAAAAAUCUUUAUGAAAGCUAUCGUCUGGGUUAUACUGCUACAAAACAGGCAUUGAAUCCUAAAAUUCUUUUUGUGGUGUUAGUGUUGUAAAUCAAAGUAGUUUUAGAAUAUAAAUUUGAUAUAUAUUUUGCAGACUCAAAAGUAUUGAUUUUAAGUAUCAUAUUUUAAGCUUACUGAAUUUGAUAGGAUUGUAAAAUGUUUAGGACUACAGUAUUUGAAAUUUAACAGAAUCUUCCAUUAUUUUUAAGACUGAGGUUCAGUUUUACUAAGGUCUGGAAUUUAAAAGCAAAACAUAAACCCCCAAUAACUGUUAUUUAAAAAUUUAUAUUAAUCCAUUUAACUGACUUCUUAAAAUCAAAGAACAAUCAAAGUUAGUGUACUGUAUGAUAUGCAUGAGAGAAGCAACAGCACAUUUUCAGAAAUUUGUAUCAGACAACAGAGAGACGUUGUGAAAGUCAGGGUAUUUGAAAAAGAAAUGCUGUUCUCUGGAUUACCACUCUAGCAGAAAUUCUAAUGAUGAAAAAAAAAAAAACGGACAGAUUUUUAAUUGUACCCAAAACAAUAUGUAAUGUUGAAGGGCUUUCCCUCAGUCGUGUGCAGAAGGGCAAAGGAUAAAGUAGCUCAAAAGACAUAGAUUUGUGUCGAGAGGCUUGAUCCUGCAAAGGGAUUUUCUUGCACGCCUCUGAGCUCAGCAACUGUUCCAGCAAAUACCAUCCACAUACAUGUUUGCAAGAUUGGGGCCUUACUUUGUAUUAAAAAGCAAUCAGAGAAAGAAAUUGAUUACAUAAGGCAGCAUUUUAAUACAUCGUAACACUUAAGUUACUUUACUUCCAUUCCCUCAGGAUUUUAGUAUUUUAAAGUAACUUAUUUAAAUUUAAGCAAUAAAAUAUGAAUCAAGCUUAAGUUUUCAGUUAAAUAACGUUGUAUAUAUAUGUAAGUUCAACUCUUGGAAAACAGACAGUAUUUUGAUGUUGGUUUUUUUAACACAGUGCAGAAAGAAAGAAAAACUGCACAUUGUUUGGAGUUCAUAUUUUGGAUUAAAAUUAUGGUUUAUGAUUAUGAAAUUAGUGAACAUGAAAUUCAAAAAUCUGACUUUCAUCUUAAUGCUAGGAAAGCUGAACCCUCUGUUAAUCCUUGUUUUGCACUUUGAAACCAAUCAUUGAAAACGUAGAGAGUCAGGAUGUGAUGCUGCAUUUUAUAAAGUAAAAAGGACAUAUUGUCUAAAUUAUUAAAAGAAUGAACUGAUGGCAGUGUUCACAAAGAAACUGAAGACUAGUGAAUUACAGAAACCAUUGUACAGCACAGGUUUUUUGGUAAAAUCUUAGCUCCCUUGAAUUUCAGCACUACACUCCCGUGUACUUUCAGCGGAGCCAGGACUUCACCACAGUCUUCAAAGACACUUGGGCAAAUACCAAUUAACCUUUUAUUUAUAUUUAAAAUAAUAAUUAUACUGGUUGGAUUAAAUAUACUAUCAGCUGUAGUCAUUUUACAGUUUGUUUGUAUUUGACCAUUUCCUGUACUCACAUUUUUUAUAUCUGUACAGUGCCACUUUCUGCAGGUGUAAGGUAGUGUGUAAUACUGUACAUCUUGCAUCGUCCAAACUAUUUCAGUGAAACAGAUAUCAUUUAAUAUUGGUAUUACUUGAACUAGAGUAAGAUAAUGAAAAAAAAAGGGUCUUUAUGAUGUGCAAGUCUUGUGCCUUUUAUGUAUUUGCCUUGUUCCGUGUUGAAUGUGUGGAAAUGCUGUAUCGUGGACUUCCUGCUGUAUAGAAUAGAGCUGUCUAUAUUAAACUAGGUUGUGCACUUCAGAUAUCUUUACACUACUGAAAAUAGCUUGGUUUUGGCAUUAUAAACAGAAUUUUAAAAAUUCUAAUGAAGGCCAGACAUUUUAGAUAUAACACGUUCAUAAUUAUGUUAAUUAAUACUCAUGCAUUAGAUAAACAUUCACUGAAAGAUAACUAAAGGAACAUCAUUGCUUGCCUUUCUUUGAAAUCAGUGUUGCUCUUGUACAUUGUAUUAAUAGUGUCUGUGAUUGAGUAGUCCUUGAUUAUUUGCUUUUAAAGUAGGAUGAAAUAUUUCAGUUAACAUGUACAUAUUUUCAGUUCCUCAAUCUACGAUUGUUUCAGAGGCAUAAUUCACAUUUUUGUAAAAAUUCUAUGCAAUUUUGUGGCAUGACGUUUCUUCCACUUGUAAUUUUGUGCUUACAUUACAGAUCCAAAGGACAAAUAAAAAUUUCUUAACACAA
Molecule: messenger RNA, 7162 nt
Organism: Calypte anna (Anna's hummingbird)
Lineage: Eukaryota; Metazoa; Chordata; Aves; Apodiformes; Trochilidae
Gene: PLCB1
Product: phospholipase C beta 1
Exons: 33
Coding region: 359-3826 (1155 amino acids)
Biological process (GO): memory; lipid catabolic process; phosphatidylinositol-mediated signaling
Cellular component (GO): cytoplasm; nuclear speck
Molecular function (GO): calcium ion binding; phosphatidylinositol-4,5-bisphosphate phospholipase C activity; calmodulin binding
Source: RefSeq, a predicted model, not a curated record